Messenger RNA from Physella acuta, 1316 nucleotides. RefSeq lists its product as uncharacterized. Lineage: Eukaryota; Metazoa; Mollusca; Gastropoda; Physidae. The record is from RefSeq and is a predicted model, not a curated record.
UUUGACCAAAAUGGGCACGUUUUUAGUCCUAACUUUUUUGUUUUUUUUCUUUUUCACAACAGAUGCAAGAUACACAACACUCGAUGCAUUGUUGGAAAAUGUGACAACAACUGUCUACAAAUACAACUACAACAGCGCUGAAGAUAAGUCAAUAAGACUCAUCGUGACUGUUGAAUACAGUUUAUUCAAUUUAAUCCUUUUGGGGAUGGUGCUUUGUAGCUGGAUCCUCAAGAAAAUUGUACUGAAACUUACAAGAAAUGCAGAAGAGGAAGAACGUUUCAAUCUACAGCAACAAAAUUACAAACUUAUGCAAGAAUUGGUGGAACAGCAAGCCAAAAUCAUAGACUUACAAAUGAAACUGGGGAUGCUUAAAAUGCGGUAUGGUAGUCAUAGACGUAUUCUACCUUGAAUCAGUAACCGGCAUCUUUCUUCAACUGACCAGUGUUCUUUAUGUGUCUUUAUGAGUUGCCGUCAAAGUGCUCCAUCCUGUUGCCACUCCCUCACCAAGUUGGUUCAAAGUUGUCCGGCUGGCGGUCAAGAACAUAUUGUGGGCAGUAAUAACCUGUUGACCCUCAAUGGACCUACACAUAUACAUUCUGGUUGGUCAGUAGUUUUUAGUUGUAAUUAUAGAAACCAGUUCAAAUCCGGGUACUACUCUGUAAAAUGUUUUGAAGUUCACCCAGCUCUAAUGGGUACCUGUCUCAAGUUAGUAAACCAUUGUAAAUAUUUAUUACACAUUAUUUUUCUUAACAAAUAUUUUCAGAUAUGUGAUAUGUAAUAUGAAUAUCAUUUUUCCAUAACUCCUUGUUCCACCAUACAUUUAUUCCAUUCAUAAUUCUUGUCAAGCUCACUAGUUAUAAAUAUUCAGUUUUUGACAAUGUUUGUAGUUUCUUAUGGAUGUGUUAAUCAAUUGGGAUUUACUUUUGUGCUUGUUUCUAAAAAAAAAAUUGAAAUGUUUGGUGGCAACAAGUUUGAGCUAUACAGAUACAUAAAAUAACAGUUCACUAAUCUAUACCAUUAUGUAAGUCAAAAAUUUAUCACCUAUUUAUUUCAAACUUUGAGAUUUAAAAAGAAAAUUAUGUUCUGAAAUUUUUUUAAACUGGCUUUGAUAUAAAAAAAAAAAAUUAAAAUUGUUUACAUAAUUAAGAAUAGAUGUCUUAGAGUUUUCUUGUAGUACCAAUGUAAUAAAAAAUGUAUCUACUUUCCUACAGCAUCAUUUUUCAACAAAUUAAAGUUUAAUGUGAAAUUGAUUUUUAGAAAAGCUGAAAAUAAAGCAAAUUAUUGAAUAGCAGAAUUCAGUUAGUUUUUUAAAUAUU